ACAUUGCUGCCUCAUCCAACCCUAGAAGGAUCAUAGUUCAAAAGGCAUGGAUUGCAUAUCUCCGUUCCUAAGACCGAGAUAUUGGGGCAUAAAUAGGGCAUCAGCCUGCCUUGUUACUGAAAGAGACCAAACUCAUCCCUCCUAUCCACAAUCAUGUCCUAUUCACGCAGCAUCCUCAUCACCGGAGGUACCGCCGGUCUAGGCUACUACUGCACCAUAGAACUCGCGCGCCAAUUUCCCAACUAUCAAGUAAUAAUCGCAUCUCGAUCCGACUCCCAAGAUGCCGCCGGCUCUAUAAACAAACUUCUGGGCCAAACCAACGUCAACUAUCUCCGACUCGACCUCUCCGACCUAUCCCAGAUCCGAUCCUUCGUCCAACAAUGGGAAACCAACAAAUACCCUCCCAUCCAGUACCUCCUCCUCAACGCAGGCCUACAGUUCCCCGGACCCGUCGAAUACACAGUAGACGGAUACGAAAAAACCUUCGCGAUCAACCACAUCGGCCACGUCCUAUUAUUCUCACUGCUGGUCCCGCACCUCGCCCACACAGCAAGGAUAGUAGUUACCUCCAGCGGCACACACGAUCCCGCACAAAAGACCGGCCUCCCCGACGCAAAGUACACCAGUGCGGAGGAGCUCGCUCACCCGACAAAGAGCACAGCCCAGAAUCCCGGCCGCCAGCGUUACUCAACCAGCAAGCUUGCCAACGUUCUUUGGGUGUACGCGCUGCACCGGCGCCUCAAUGAGUCGAAAGAUGCAAAGCUUAAGUCGUGGACCGUUGUUGCGUUUGAUCCUGGUCUCAUGCCUGGGACUGGGCUGGUCCGUGAAGCGAACCCUGUCUUGCGCUUUCUUUGGCAUGUGAUUCUUCCUCGCGUCAUUCCGCUUCUGCGUGUGUUGCUGGGAACACCGAAUAUCAAGUCGCCGCAGGUGUCGGGGGCUACGUUGGCUUGGUUGACGAGUGGUAAGGAGGGUUCGUCGAGUAGUGGGGUUUACUAUGAGGGGAGGGAGCAGAUCCGCUCGAGUGAGGAGAGUUAUGAUCUGAGCAAGCAGGAUGACUUGUGGGAUUGGACUGUAAGGAAUGUUGCCUCUACGGAAGAAGAAGUCGUGCGGUUCUCGUUGACGGAUUAGUCUAUAUGAGUGUUGGGCUUGGUUUGUCUUUUACUUUCACUGUUGGUGUGGGGCUGUAAUCUGAUACUCGCUUUUUAUAUUUCACUGUCUGUUCGUCUACUAUUAUCCUUCCCCAAUGAAUA
Molecule: messenger RNA, 1250 nt
Organism: Aspergillus vadensis CBS 113365
Lineage: Eukaryota; Fungi; Ascomycota; Eurotiomycetes; Eurotiales; Aspergillaceae
Product: short-chain dehydrogenase
Exons: 1
Coding region: 154-1128 (324 amino acids)
Source: RefSeq, a predicted model, not a curated record